AUGGUGGAUUUGAAGCUGAGAAAGUCGCCCGUCAGACUAUCGCCAACCGACUACCUCAUCGACAUCGAUGCCGGCUGGUCUACCGGAUUUGAUGCAGGUGGCAUGAAGCCUCUGGAGAAGGCCGUCGAGUCGUCCAGACCUGGCUCGGUCAACGGCGUCCACAGCAUUGAAAUCCUGGAUGAAGAUGACGAUGAGCCUGAUGGUGAAGGCACACCGAAUCGCUUGCCGACUGUCGAAGAUGAAACAGGAAAGGUCUGCUACGACCUGCCCGCAGAGCAGGUCAAUUUGGAAGACUUCCAAUGCAUAACGUGCGGCCAGUCACACAUGACGCUUGCCGACCUACAGGCGCAUCUAGAGCAUCAGCACCCCGAAUAUGACUACGUCUGCGACCCGCAUGCCAAGAGCAUCCAUUUCCAGGUCGUGCAUCGCAUAGAGGCCUUUUCCUUCGAUGAAGACGGCACGUACGAGCUCAAAAAGACCGUCAAGGGCUUCCAGUUUGGUCAAAACAGCAACAGUGAUGAAUCUUGGCUCAAGUCAACUUUUGGGCUUCCGAAAAGUGGCGAGCUUGCUGAAACGCACGUGAAGAACUCUCCAGCCAAUGGACCAUCUUCAAAAGUGCUCAAGAGGAAAGGCAAAGUCAUCACGGUGCCAUACACUAAACAGCAGCUUUUCGACCCCGUCAGCCGAAUGCCGCUGGAGCCAGGCAAGCCGUUUAUCAGGCACAAACCCGACGACAGAUGGCUCACGCAGUGGCACCGCGAUGCCAUUGAAGACUUUUCGGACAUUCCUUUCCACGAAAGGGAGUUUAUGACCACAUGGGACGAGUUCAUGCUCACCCAGCGCAUCUCCUCAGACGUGUACCUGCCGAGCUCAUGGCUGGCUUUCCUUCGACACAAGGCCGAGUGGCUAGUUUGCUCCGAGUCUCGCAUGAUUGAGUUCGGGAAACACAUAUCCUACCUUAUCGCGCGGGACGCUCUGGAUGACCAGACGAUCAAGCAGGGCUUCCAGAUUAUCAGUGCAGCGAAGCCUCCGUUGCAGAACGCGGGAGCCAGAAUGCAACAACACGCAUCGCCUGUAGAGUCUCAACCGCGCAAGAGCGCGGCCAACUGCCAGACAUGUGCGAGACAGAUACUGGGGCCCAGGCUGCUUCUGUGUGCGAAUCCUCAUUGCAAAAAGCCAGCGUUUCAUCGUGAUUGCGUCAAGCGCAACGCGCGCAUGGACGUCGAGGACCCAGCCUGGCUCUGCAACGUCUGUAUCGAUAUACCAGCAGAGCAGCAGAUUUAG
Verticillium alfalfae VaMs.102 is the source of this 1284-nucleotide messenger RNA. RefSeq lists its product as hypothetical. The transcript has 5 exons. NCBI's taxonomy places the organism in Eukaryota, Fungi, Ascomycota, Sordariomycetes, Glomerellales, Plectosphaerellaceae. The record is from RefSeq and is a predicted model, not a curated record. The coding region runs from base 1 to 1284 and encodes 427 amino acids.